Messenger RNA from Neofelis nebulosa (Clouded leopard), 4122 nucleotides. RefSeq names its product ventricular zone expressed PH domain containing 1 (gene VEPH1). Gene Ontology annotation, molecular function: phosphatidylinositol-5-phosphate binding. Gene Ontology annotation, cellular component: plasma membrane. Lineage: Eukaryota; Metazoa; Chordata; Mammalia; Carnivora; Felidae. The transcript has 14 exons. The record is from RefSeq and is a predicted model, not a curated record. Bases 333 to 2834 code for a protein of 833 amino acids. Gene Ontology annotation, biological process: regulation of signal transduction.
GACAAGCAGCGCAGGGAAGCACGGUGCCUGCCAGCAGGACAGGACAGGACAGGAAGGGGCAGGGGCUCCCGGGCUGCCUCUGAGCAUGGUCAUGGGUUCCAGCCGAAUUACUCUAAAGAUCAAGCAUUCUGCCUUCUAUUUCCUAUGAUGGCCAGAGUUUCCUGUGCUAAGAGAGAGUGUCAAAGAAGACCUCAAAUUCUGGAGAAAAAUGACCUUUCAAGGACUACAAAGUAUAUAUAUCCUGCUGCAUGUUUCUGUCUUACUAACCUGUGAUAACUGAAACACGUGGUCCUGGGGCUGCCGAAGGUCAAUUGCUUAUCAAAUUUCCCAUCAUGCAUCAGCUGUUCAGACUGGUUUUAGGACAAAAAGAUCUUUCUCGUGCCGGGGACCUCUUCUCUUUAGAUGACUCUGAGAUAGAAGACAGCCUGACAGAAGCUCUGGAACAAAUUAAAAUAAUUAGCUCAUCUUCCGAUUACCAAACCAAUAACAAUGACCAGGCAGUGGUUGAAAUCUGUAUCACGCGAAUCACAACAGCCAUCAGAGAGACAGAGUCCAUUGAAAAGCAUGCCAAGGCCCUUGUGGGGCUCUGGGACUCCUGCUUGGAACACAACCUGAGACCCUCUGGGAAAGACGAAGACACUCCGCAUGCAAAAAUUGCUUCUGAUAUCAUGAGUUGCAUUUUACAGAAUUACAACCGGCCCCCUGUGAUGGCGUUAGCCAUCCCCAUAGCAGUGAAAUUCCUCCACAGAGGCAACAAGGAACUGUGCAGGAAUAUGUCCAACUACCUGUCCCUGGCUGCAAUCACCAAGGCAGAUCUUCUGGCUGAUCACACAGACGUUAUAGUAAAGAGCAUACUCCAAGGUAAUGCCAUGUUGUUGAGGGUGUUACCUGCUGUGUAUGAAAAGCAGCCUCAGCCAAUUAACAGACACCUGACAGAACUCCUGGCCUUGAUGUCUCAGCUGGAACAACCAGAACAGUACCAUCUUCUACGGCUUUUACAUGUAGCUGCAAAGAGAAAGCAACCAGAGGUGGUUCAGAAGUGUAUUCCUUUCCUAAUCAGGCAUUUGAAAGACUCAACCCAUAAUGAUGUCAUCCUAAACAUCCUCAUAGAGAUAGCAGACUAUGAACCUGUGGCUUUGAACAGUUUUCUUCCAAUGCUGAAAGAGAUUGGUGAGAGAUUCCCCUACCUCAUCGGACAAAUGGCGAGAAUCUAUGGAGCUGUGGGGCAUGUGGAUGAAGAGAGAGCCAGGAGCUGCCUGCCAUUCCUGGUGAGUCAGCUGGCCAACAUGGAACAUUCGUUUCAUCAUAUUCUCCUGCUGGAGAUUAAGAGCAUCACUGAUGCUUUCUCCUCCAUCCUGGGCCCUCAGAGCAGAGAUAUCUUCCGCAUGAGCAACAGCUUCACUGCCAUUGCCAAGCUUCUUACCCAACAACUGGAAACUACCAAGGCCAGAAGCAGCAGGAGAAAACCCAGCAAUGAAAUUGAAUUCCCUGAGAAGCUGGAAGAAAUCAAGUUCACUGUAGCUGAAGAUGAAGACCAUGAAAAGCUCCAAGUUAAAAUACAGGCUUUUGAAGACAAAAUAAAUGCUGAGAGCAAUACUCCUAGCUCUAUAAGAAGAUAUAGUUUGGGCCAAUUUUCUAAGGAAGAAAGAAAAGACAUUAGAUUUAACAGGUCAAAGAGUUUGGCUUUGCACACUGUGCUAACAAAGAGCAUGAGUUCAGAUGAUGGGGAAAUUGUAGAGAGUGGAGACAUGCCAGCUAGGAUCAUUCUUUCAGAAACAGAUCCACUUAGCCAAGGAAACGACAAGUUGCCCUUUCAGGCAAACUCUGACAGAUCACAGCUGAGAAAUUCUUCAGUUUCACACCCAAGUAUUAUACAUACAGAAUCAGAGAAUUUGCCAGAGACAGUUAAAGAAAACUGCCAGGAAGAAACUCCAGAAACAACUGCAAGUCCUGUAGAAUACCAAGAUAAGCUCUACUUGCACUUAAAGGAAAAUUUCAGUAAAGUAAAGGCAUAUGCUGUGGAAAUCGGAAAGAAGAUUCCAAUCCCUGAUCAGUGUACCAUUGAAGAUUCUGUUAGAAGUUGUGUAGCAAAGUUGUUCUUUACCUGCUCCCUGAAGGGUCAUUACUGCCUCUACAGUAAAUCCAGUUUUAUUCUCAUCAGCCAAGAGCCUCAGCCAUGGAUUCAGAUCAUGUUCCUUUUUCAGCAGAGCCUGUUUCCUGAGCCACUGUCUAUACAGAGUCAUUCUGUACAAUUCCUCAGAGAUCUGUGGGAGAAGACCCAGGCAGAUGGUACUCACAGCUUUGAAACAGCCAUGAUGGAGUCCACAUUUCCACAGCAGAAGGAUCUGGACCAGGUACAGCUCCAUCUGGAAGAAGUGAGAUUCUUUGAUGUAUUUGGCUUCAGCGAAGCAGCAGGAGCAUGGCAAUGCUUCAUGUGCAACAACCCCGAGAAAGCGACCGUUGUAAACCAAGAUGGCCAGCCUCUCAUAGAAGGAAAACUUAAAGAGAAGCAAGUCAGAUGGAAGUUCAUCAAAAGGUGGAAAACUCGUUAUUUUACGCUGGCCGGAAAUCAACUUCUGUUUCAAAAAGGAAAGUCUAAAGAUGAUCCUGAUGACUCCCCAAUAGAACUCAGCAAAGUACAGAGUGUGAAAGUUGUGGCCAGGAAACGCAGGGACCGCUCCCUCCCUCGGGCUUUUGAAAUCUUCACAGACAAUAAAACCUAUGUUUUCAAGGCCAAGGAUGAGAAGAAUGCAGAAGAGUGGCUCCAGUGCAUCAAUGUGGCUGUCGCCCAAGCAAAAGAAAGGGAAAGUAGAGAAGUAACCACAUAUCUGUAGGGAUUUGCAAGCCGACCUCACACUGAUUGUAUACAAUGGGCAUUGCGUUAUCACUGCCAAUGUCAAGAAAAAAGAGAUAAAUUAGCCAAGUCACAUUGUGUUUUUACUGAAUGGAACAGUUUUCCCUAAGAAGCAGAACCCAAAAGUGGCAGGAUUUUUACACAUUUCGUAUUCUAAUGGCACCUGCAUUAACUCCAGAACAUCUGUAUGAUGCAUUCAGGAAAAGGAGCUACAGAUGAUACAGGGAAGAAAGGGGAGAGUCAGGGAUCGAGGAACCCCUGUAGAUAUGCCAUUGUAAGUUGUAAGAAUACAACUUCACAAGGUACCUGAAAUACUUAUCCCAAGGAAAGAUCAAGCACCUCUGAUGAAAACUACAGUCUGUCAAAGUAUUAGAAGAAAAGUAAAUCCCUAUGAGGAAAAGUCAAACAUAUAACUUAAUAUAGACAUACAAUUAUGUUUAUUCUUUCCUAAUGCAAAUGAGGUUAACACAUGGUAAAAUUGUUCUCAAGUGAAGACAGUUAUGUAAUUAAAUGUCUGUCUUUCCAAACAACUUAUCUGAUUAUUCCGUUUAGGUUCACAUAACAUGAUCUAAAGUUUAGGUACUUAGAUAUAUCUAUUGCCCAAGGCAGUAAGUGUAAGCUACAACAAGCACAGGAAAACAUUUUCACCAUCUUCAAAGUAUGUGCCAUUUCCAUCAAGUUUUGAGAUGUUACAGUUCUAUACUUUUCUUCUUUAUAUUCAGUCUUUUAAUAUCUCCAAAUUACAUUUUAUGUUUUUUUCCACCACUCAUAUUAAAAAAAAAAAAAUUAAGCUGUGGCGGGCAGAAUUAUAGGAUGAUUCCCAAUGGUCUAUACCCUGACCCUUCCCCUUGACUUAUAACUUGCUUCUAACUAAUAGAAUAUGGCAAAAAGAAUAGGAUAGUCUCUCCCAUGACUAUGGUACAUUACAUGGCAAAGGUGAAGAAGUUUCUUAAUCAACUGACUUUUCAUUAGUCAAAAGGAUAUGCACAAAAGUGUGCAUGAUCUAAUCACAUGAGCCCUUUAAAAAAGAGUGAACAAGUCAGAGACUCUCUCUUCCACUGGCUUUGAAUAAGCAAACUGCAAUGAAUUCUACGACUUUAAGGGAAUGGAUUUUGCCAACAGCCAAUGAGCUUGGAAGAAGAUCCCAGCCCCAGCCAACACCUUGACUGCAGCUUUGCAAAACCCUGAGCAGAGGACCCGGGUAAGCCAUGCUUCGACAUUUGACCCAGGAGAACUUUGAGAUAAUAAAUAUAUGCUGUUUUAAGUGA